Phytophthora nicotianae INRA-310 is the source of this 120-nucleotide messenger RNA. RefSeq lists its product as hypothetical. The transcript has 2 exons. The coding region runs from base 1 to 120 and encodes 39 amino acids. NCBI's taxonomy places the organism in Eukaryota, Oomycota, Peronosporomycetes, Peronosporales, Peronosporaceae. The record is from RefSeq and is a predicted model, not a curated record.
AUGAGAGAAUUCAAGGGUUUAUGCAGAAACUACUACGUGAACUACCAACCUGUCAACGACUUUGCUCAAGGAGCCCCUGCUCGACGCAUCGUGUCUUAUGGAUCUCGGGAUGCCGAAUAA